UGGGGCUGGGUUGUGGGUCUCACUGCCCCCCAUGUCCCCAUAGGUGUCUUUGUGGCUGGUUAUAGUUGCUCUGCAAGGAACGAGAUCCUGCAACUGCUGCCACCACCAACAGUGCAGGGAAAGGAGAGUCAGCUCCUGUGUCCAAACAGGGAUUUUAAGGUUGAAUGUGGAGGUUUCUCCAACCGCCCGAUUUAUGAACUGAAACAUGUGCCAGGAACCAGGUGUCAUUAGACCCAUAAGUUCCAUCAGGACGGAGAACGGCCCCAUGGGGAGCUGGGCCAAGAUGGCGACUGACGCAAUGAGACCCACGUGGGUCCUGCACGGCUGCGGGGUCAGCAGCGCCCAGAUAACGGAGCUGGAGACACACAGCAAGGUCUAUAGGGCAGCCCCCAGCAGCAGCCCAUUGGAGCUGAGCAGCCUGUCCUUCCUGGACCCCAACACUGCGUUGCUGUGCUGCGCGUCGGGGCAGCUGUGCAUGGCCGACACCCGGCAAUGCAUCGCCCUGCAACCCGCAGCCAUCCCUGCAGCGCAGCCUGGCCAGCGCUGGCACAUGGCGGCUGCAUGCACAGCUCCCAGCACCCAUUACAUCGCAUGCAUCUCUAACACGGGGCAGCUGGUGCUGCUGGAUGCAAGGAAUGCGUCGCAUUGUUUGGCCGCAGCCAAGUGCAGGGUUGCAACUUGCAGCAGCGAGUUCUUGAGCGUGUCCUGGGCUCCUGCCCUGCAGGGCUGCGUCGCUGUGUCGGGUUUCGAUGGCACCGUUUGCAUUUACGACACUUGCAGCUGGGACGGGCGCGACGCUGCGCCGCUGUUUGUGCAUCGCGGCCACGCGCUGCGGCUGCAGCCAUUGGUCACUGCACACACGUGGCACCCACACAAAGCACGGACUGUGCUGUCUGCAGCCAGCAAUGGAGCAUUGCACGUCUGGGAAUGGGUGCAGCCUCACUGCAGCUGAUGCAGGGGAUGCAUUGGGGGCUGCAGUGCUGGGGGGUGCAACGUGAUGCAUUGGGGGCUGUUCUGAUUGGAGGUGCAACGUGAUGCAUUGGGGGCUGCAGUGCUGGGAGGUGCAACGUGAUGCAUUGGGGGCUGCAGUGCUGGGAGGUGCAUUGGGGAGCAUUGCUGCUCUGCUGGGAGGUGCAACGUGAUGCAUUGGGGGCUGCUCUUCUUGCAGGUGCAAGGUGAUGCUCACAUCUGGGGCUGGGUGCAGCCUCAGUGCAGCUGAUGCAGGGGAUGCAUGGGGGGCUGCAGUGCUGGGAGCUGCAACGUGAUGCAUUGGGGGCUGUUCUGAUUAGAGGUGCAACAUGAUGCAUUGGGGGCUGCAGUGCUGGGAGGUGCAUCGUGAUGCAUUGGGGGCUGCAGUGCUGGGGGGUGCAACGUGAUGCAUUGGGGGCUGCAGUGCUUGGAUGUGCAGACCUGGAUGCUCUGCUUGCAGGUGCAAGGUGAUGCAUUGGGGGUUGCUUUGCUUGGAGGUGCAACAUGAUGCAUUGGGGGCUGCAGUGCUGGGAGGUGCAUUAGGGAGCAUUGCUGCUCUGCUGGGAAGUGCACAGGGGAGCCUGGAUGCUCUGCUUGGAGCUGCAAUGUGAUGCAUUGGGGGCUGCAGUGCUGGGAGGUGCAACGUGAUGCAUUGGGGGCUGCUCUUCUUGCAGGUGCAAGGUGAUGCUCACAUCUGGGACUGGGUGCAGCCUCAGUGCAGCUGAUGCAGGGGAUGAUGCAUGGGGGGCUGCAGUGCUGGGAGCUGCAACGUGAUGCAUUGGGGGCUGCAGUGCUGGGGGGUGCAACGUGAUGCAUUGGGGGUUGCUUUGCUGGGAGGUGCAUUGGGGAGCAUUGCUGCUCUGCUUGCAGGUGCAACGUGAUGCAUUGGGGGCUGCUCUGCUUGCAGGUGCAAGGUGAUGCUCACGUCUGGGGCUGGGUGCAGCCUCAGUGCAGCUGAUGCAGGGGAUGCAUUGGGGGCUGCAGUGCUGGGAGGUGCAACGUGAUGCAUUGGGGGCUGCAGAGCUGGGAGGUGCAACGUGAUGCAUUGGGGGCUGCAGUGCUGGGAGGUGCAUUGGGGAGCAUUGCUGCUCUGCUGGGAGGUGCAACGUGAUGCAUUGGGGGUUGCUUUGCUUGGAGGUGCAGAGCGGAGCCUUGCUGCUCUGCUGGGAGGUGCAAGGUGAUGCAUUGGGGGUUGCUUUGCUUUGCUUGGAGGUGCAAGAUGAUUCAUUGGGGGUUGCUUUGCUGGGAGGUGCAACGUGAUGCAUUGGGGGUUGCUUUGCUUGGAGGUGCAGAGCUGGGCCUGGGUGCUGGAACAUGGAGUUGCAAGGGCUGUUUGUUUUGCUCUGCAUUCCCAUUAUUUGUUGGGAUGAGUUUGUUUGCAUUGUUUGCUCUGUUCUUGGAGUUGCAAAGGCACAGAGUUGCAAAGGCUGUUCCUUUUGCAUUCCCAUUUGCAUCUGUUCCUUCUGCACUCCCAUUUGUUGGGAUGAGUUUGAUUGCAUUGUUUGUUCUGUUCUCGGAGUUGUUUGCUCUGCUCCCUUUGCUCUUCAUUCCCAUUUGCUUUUGGGAUGAGUUUCAACUGCAUUGUUUGCUCUGUUCUUGGGGUUGCAAGGGCUGUUCCUUUUGCUCUGCACUCCCAUUUGUUGUUGCAAUGAGUUUGACUGCA
This is a messenger RNA of Coturnix japonica (Japanese quail), 2632 nucleotides long. The record is from RefSeq and is a predicted model, not a curated record. Lineage: Eukaryota; Metazoa; Chordata; Aves; Galliformes; Phasianidae.